AUGGUCUGGUGCGCUAUUGCUGCGAACUGUACAUUGCUGUAUGUAUCUGAUGACGCCGACAAUGAAGAGAUCCACGGCAAUUCAAUCCGCCGCAACGACUUAUGGAAGUGCAACGACGAGUACCCGAACACUUGCGCUGAGGAGAUCGAUGCUGAUAUAUCAGGUAUUGGGGUCAUUCUGGCAUUCACGAUAUCUGCGAUUAUCGUCUUCGUGGUUGUAUUUGGCGGCUACGUGGUGCGACAGCUCGGGUCAGAAAGCUUCAACAGAAUCGAUUAUGGAGUUUUGUCACUGCUGCACCGGCGAAGGAUCAGGAAAGACACGCCGAAGCCGAAAGACUGGUCUGAGCUGUACUUCAAAUCUGUUCUUAUGCUGAGCGACCAACAACUCGUGACUGGAAUCGCCAUUCUGAUUGCCGCAUUCGCGCAGAUAUGUACUAUCAGUACCUACCACUUCCAGAUAUGCACCUUCCUGGCUUGGGUUGCGGGAAAUACACAUCUUGUGGCUCUCACCUCCCUCAGGCCUUUCCUGCGCGCGCGUCCGAGUAUGAUGAGAUGGCGACUGGUUGGAAUGUUCGUCAUGUUCGGUAUGCUCUUCGCAUCUCUUGUUCUCAAUGCUUCGGUCAGGUGGCCAUCAUCUUACAACGAAUACCAGCUUUACUACGACAGCCCAGCUCGCUGCGCCUGGGUGCCGGAAGCAUAUCACACCUGGGAGGACAGCAUCAUUUUCUCUAUUUGCCUGUUGUCAUUCAACUAUCUGACCAGAAUGCUACGCCUGUUUGAUACAUCCGCCGCCUUGACCAAGACAUACCUGCUGGAUAUGCCGCUAAAGAUAAGCAUCCGAACGCUGGACAAGUUAUGGCGCAAGGCACACGCCCCAGAGAUACAGCACUACAUCUGGAGACUUCUGUACAGCCUCUUCUGGGGCAUAUGUCUGGUCUGCUAUGCUACAAUGGAGCUCUACUACUCGUAUCUGGCGGAGGUAUUCUGGCUGUUCGCCACAUUGUUCUGGGGAUUGUGCAAACUCUUCAUUGUCAGACGAGACUCGCCGCUGACCGGCUACGAGAACACAUGGACGUUUGGUCAGGUUGUAGGCAUGGUACUCCUGAUUCUGCCCAUCAUGGCCGCCACGGAGAUCUAUGCCGACGUCCAAAUUCACCAACGAGAGGCUGCUCGACAUGGUGGCCACAUAGAGUACGCGGCUCAUGGGAACGAUGUGAUCCCUGACAAGCAAAAAUCGAGACCUGUCUUUCAGGACCAGAGCACGGAGAAAGUCCAUCACCAGGAGACGAGUGACUCGAGUUCACACGAGCGAGUCUUCCUCCCAAAGAGAGCGGCCACCGACAUCACCGACUACUCUAUUACUUCCCAAGGUCCACGAUCGAUGCCAUUCAGGUAUGCAAACACGUUGCCGCCGUCACCAACGAGCUUGUCCAUGAAAACCGCCUCCAUCGCCUUCACCAACUCCAUACCCACCGAUAGCGCCUCCACGACCGUCCCAAUAGACAGCCAGGAGGAUCCACUACCAUUCGUCAACGCGAUUCCAAGCACCCCUGCCACUCUGACUGACCCAAUUCCGAUUCCACAAGCGCCUCACUCGACAACGCCCUACACAUCUCCAUUCUUCAUCCUCCUCCUCAUUCUCCUGGCGGCGCUCCCCCUUGUACCCUUCAUAAUAUUCAUCGAGCUCGUCUUCGCUCUCUCGAACCAAUUCACCGCCCUGGCGCUGGUUAGUGCUGUUAUGAUCUGGGGCAUUGCGCUUGCUGGGGCAGUUUCCGGGUGGAUACUACUCGGCAUCAUUGGAGGCAGCGGACUCUGGGGCGUCAAUCGUGAACGGAGGGGACCGGCUGGACUAGUUGUGAGGCUUGGGGGAUGGCUCAAGGCGAAGGUCGGUGGCGGACCAAGCAGGUCUGGCAAGAGGUCGAAGAAGCAAAGACAACGUGCUAAUAAUGGUGCGACCGAUGAGGUGGAGAUGAUGAUGCAAGGGACUGAUGGGCAGGGCAAAUCGCAGGACGUUGAGACUGCGCGAUCAGAAGAGCACGAGCAGCAUAGGCGCGCAGGGCUUGGGAAAAGCUGGUGGCAGCAAGAAGCCGGGAAGAGGAAGAAGCAGUGGCGCGAGGAUGCCGACGCAGCGACGGCAAGAGGAAGGGUGGCGAACACCAUCCCCAGCCUGUCAUCAAUUUACAGUGGUGUACCAGAGCGAUUAGCCAAAGAGGCCGUAGAUGCACGAGACCGUUUGCGGUCCCAGAAGACUGUCCCAGAUUUCGUUCCACGCAAAACCUGGUCGCUUCCGCCCGGUGUUGACCAGCAGGCUUUUGAUACAGCUCUCGCAGAGCUCAAGCAAGCACUCGGCAGUGAGCAUGUCGAGCUGAAUGAGGGCCCGCUGCUCGAUGGCUGGUAUAUGCAACAUCCUAACACACACGAUGCUUACCAUGUUGUCGACCAAGAGGAAAUGACAUGUUCGGCCAUUGUGUAUCCCAGCACGACCGAGGAGGUCCAGCAGAUUGUGAGAUGGGCAAACAAGCACACGAUCCCAGUCUACCCCAUCAGCAUGGGCAGGAAUUUGGGCUACGGCGGUAGUGCUCCGCGAGUCCCUGGCUCAGUUGUCAUCGAUCUCGGUCGACGCAUGGACAAAAUCCUCAACAUCGAUGCAGAGAAUGCUUCGUGCAUGGUCGAGCCUGGCGUGUCAUAUUUCCGGUUGUAUGAAGAGAUUCAAGCGCGAAAGCUUCCACUGUGGAUCGAUUGUCCAGAUCUUGGUGGCGGCAGCGUGUUGGGAAAUGCCAUCGAUCGUGGUGUUGGAUAUACUCGUAAGCUUGCCACCGUAUCUUACCGCUUGCAGAUUGCGCUCCGAUCGAGCACUAUUACACUGCGUAUGGAGACCAUUUCGCAAACCAUUGCGGGAUGGAGAUCGUCCUUCCUGAUGGGUCGGUAA
Cyphellophora attinorum is the source of this 2928-nucleotide messenger RNA. Its product is annotated as Vanillyl-alcohol oxidase. Bases 1 to 2928 code for a protein of 975 amino acids. The transcript has 6 exons. Gene Ontology annotation, molecular function: FAD binding. The record is from RefSeq and is a predicted model, not a curated record. Lineage: Eukaryota; Fungi; Ascomycota; Eurotiomycetes; Chaetothyriales; Cyphellophoraceae.